CAGAGUAGAAUCAAUCGAACAGGACUAAACAUAAAAGGUACUUUCUGCAAUUAACUCCCAAAGAUGCUCCUAUAUCAUCUGCCUCUUCUCUUUGCUAUAGUAUCAACGGCUGAACUGACCACUCUCCUGAAAGGCCGGAAUUUGACCAGUCUGGAAGAACGUCUGUCAAAGACAGAACAACGACUGAACGCCACAGAGCGAGUGCUGGGACAGCUACUGACUGGAAAAACUGAUGUCGAUGUGUCCUCUUUGGAUGUUCUUGCCCUUAGAUCUGGUACCUUGGUCGAACAAUCAGAUCCUGUCAUAUUUUCAGCAUACAAAUCUUCAUAUACAAGCGGUAUCAGUACCCGGGUAACCGUAAGAUUUGACCAGACCUACAUCAAUAUUGGGAACCAUUACCACACAGAAGACGGAAUCUUUAUUGCUCCCAUGACAGGUGUCUAUAUGUUUCAUUGGACCAUAGUCUCAGGAAGCUCUGAUUUUACUACCCAGCUGAUGGUCGGAGGUUCAGCUCGCGCUUCGAGUUAUGUGCCUUACCCAGGAGGAGCAGACUCCGGCUCUGCGAUGGUGAUCAUCAAUGUGAACAAAGAAGACCAUAUCUGGAUACAGAUUUACGGUUCUAGUGAAUAUGUCUAUGGUGGUAGAAAUAGUGAGGGGAGCAUUCAAUCGACAUUCACUGGAAUCCUUUUACGAAAAACAUAAAGUGGUGUGAUCCUUCUCAGGAAAACAUUAACUUGUGAGAUUCUGGAACGUGUACUGCUGUGCAAGAUGGAGAAUGAUAACUAAAAUUAAGAAACACACAAUAUAAAUAAAAAAUCUUUCAGGAUGCCGAAUCGAUUGCCUAUAUUUACAGCGUUGAGAUAGUUAAAAAAUAACGAAUAAUACUCUUAUCUGAAAAUGUUCUUUUGAGAAGUCUUCAUUAAUACUUAAAUCCCCUUCAUCUGCAUUGAGAAAGUUUAUUUUUCAUAUUUAGGAUAUCAAAUUUCAAUUUAAAGUACGAGUUUGUCAUGAGACUAAAGAAACGGUAAUUAAGACAUACAGUAUAUUCAUCCAUUUUGGGAAAGUCUAGGCAAUAAAGUGUCACGUUUUUUUUAAAAAUUUGAUCAUCUUCUUUAUGGUCUGGAAUUGUGAAAAUAUUCCUGAGGAGCUUUAAAGAAUUGGAAAAAGAUAUUUUUGUAGAGACAGAAGACAAGUUGGCAAAUUAAUAAAAAGUAUCAUUUUUGUUCAACGAA
This is a messenger RNA of Saccostrea echinata, 1232 nucleotides long. Its product is annotated as multimerin-2-like. Gene Ontology annotation, molecular function: protein binding. Lineage: Eukaryota; Metazoa; Mollusca; Bivalvia; Ostreida; Ostreidae. The coding region runs from base 64 to 702 and encodes 212 amino acids. The transcript is spliced from 2 exons. The record is from RefSeq and is a predicted model, not a curated record.